AUGCCAAAUUCACAUCAAGCCGAACUGGUGACGGAUACGGACACUGCUGAGGGGUUUCUCUCCAAGUAUGGCUUCAUUAAGCCAGUGAAAUGGGAAGAUAUUCAGUGGAGUGGAGAGGAGUUCUCAGGAGAUUUCACCAGUGGGGACACCGCACCUCUCAUUCAGGAAGCAGGAGAUGAGCGGUGGUCAGGUAUCGGCCCCACAGAAGAGAGCACUCAGCAGUUCCUCAGCGCCCUGAAAGACUUCCAGAGAGUGAGCGGCCUGCCGGUGACCGGCCUGUUUGACGACGCCACUAAGGCGGCCAUGAACAAACCGCGAUGUGGCGUUCCAGACAAAGACGCAGACGCAGACACAGAUCCCAACACAGCGGAGACACACACUACGGAGACACACACUAGUGGAGUUCCCAACGUAGCCAGGUCAGGUCUGGGUAGCACUGAGAUGGGCAGCGGUGCUGAGACCAACCAAGAACACAUGAAGAACCCACGAGACAAAUCUACAGCUAAUAGAGGAGCCCACACACACACGUACAGUGAAAGACUCUCACGCAAGAAGAGACAUCUCGCUACCUUGUGGCCAAAGAGGAGAAAGAGGAGGCAUGUAGAUGAGCUGGGCUACAUGGCGUUCUCCAAGAGGGUGCUGCGCUGGCGUCUGAUUGGUGAGGGCUACAGUAGUCAGCUGUCUAUAGAGGAUCAGAGGUACGUCUUCCGACUCGCCUUCCGGAUGUGGAGCGAGGUGUCACCUCUCACCUUCAUCGAGGACGCCCGCUCCCCCCUGGAGGACGUCGACAUCAGACUGGGCUUCGGGACAGGGCGCCACUUGGGCUGCACUCAGCGGUUCGAUGGCACUGGUCGUGAGUUUGCCCACGCCUGGUUCCUUGGGGACAUCCAUUUUGAUGACGAUGAGCAUUUUACCGGCCCCAACAUGGGAGAUGGAAUAAGCCUUUUGAAAGUGGCGGUGCAUGAGAUUGGCCAUGUGCUGGGCUUGCCUCAUGUCUACAGAUCUGGGUCCAUCAUGCAGCCCAGUUACCUGCCGCAGGAGAACACCUUCGAACUGGACUGGCACGACAGGAAGGCUAUCCAGCACCUCUACGGAAGCUGUAAGGGUCGUUUCAGCACGGUGUUUGACUGGAUCAGGAAGGAGAGGACGCCGUAUGGAGAGGUCAGGGUCCGCUUCAACACCUACUUCAUGCGAGACGGCUGGUACUGGCUCUACGAGAACCGGAACAACCGUACCCGCUACGGGGACCCGGUGGCCAUCCAGGCCGGCUGGCACGGCAUGCCCACCAGCGGAGUCGACGCAUUCGUACACGUGUGGGCGCGGAACGUUGAUGCCGUGUAUUUUUUCAAAGGUACGCAGUUCUGGAGGUACGACACGGAGAGUGACCAGGUGUUCAGCGAGGACGCGGGGGGGCAGCGCUACCCGAGGCCCAUCUCCGCCGGCUUCCCAGGGGUGCCCAGCCCCGUGGACACGGCCUUCUACGACAGGAGGGACGCUCACAUCUACUUCUUCAGAGGGGCACUGGUUUACGCCUUUGAUGUGAAAGCCAACCGCUUGGCGAGAGGCUACCCGAAGAAGAUCACGCAGGUGUUUCCUGCCGUGUUGCCAGGUAACCACCCGGUUGCUAACCUGGACGCCGCCUACUUCUCCUACACGCACAACGCCGUGUUCCUGCUGAAGGGAGGGGGCUACUGGAGAGUGGCCAGCACUAGGGACCGCUUGAGGAGACCCUCCCUGCCCCACAAUGCACUGCUGCCACGACGUGAAGUCCAUGAGCAGUGGUACGACAUCUGUAAUGUACACAGCACAGCGCUGAAGGUGGCACGCAGAUGA
Molecule: messenger RNA, 1833 nt
Organism: Engraulis encrasicolus (European anchovy)
Lineage: Eukaryota; Metazoa; Chordata; Actinopteri; Clupeiformes; Engraulidae
Product: matrix metallopeptidase-21-like
Exons: 10
Coding region: 1-1833 (610 amino acids)
Biological process (GO): extracellular matrix organization; proteolysis; collagen catabolic process
Cellular component (GO): extracellular matrix
Molecular function (GO): zinc ion binding; metalloendopeptidase activity
Source: RefSeq, a predicted model, not a curated record